Apiotrichum porosum is the source of this 726-nucleotide messenger RNA. RefSeq lists its product as uncharacterized. Gene Ontology annotation, cellular component: cytoplasm; microtubule plus-end; nucleus. Gene Ontology annotation, molecular function: microtubule plus-end binding. Bases 1 to 726 code for a protein of 241 amino acids. The transcript is spliced from 5 exons. Lineage: Eukaryota; Fungi; Basidiomycota; Tremellomycetes; Trichosporonales; Trichosporonaceae. Gene Ontology annotation, biological process: cytoplasmic microtubule organization. The record is from RefSeq and is a predicted model, not a curated record.
AUGCUCGUCUCCCUCUUUGUCUCGUCGCCCGAUACCCACUCGGAGCGUAGGUUGGAUACCGACCUCACCGUCUCCCAGCUCAAGGACAAGCUUGUGCCCAUCACCGGUAUCGCGCAGCAGCACCAGGUCCUCCGCCUCUUUCGCUCGUCCGAGGCUGCCGAGAAGAACGAAGCGCCCGUGGCGACCAUGACUGACGAGUCGCAAUCGCUCGGCGCGUACGGCCUGCAGGAGUGGAACUGUAUCAAGGUCGACAACACGGACCCCAACGCACGUCCGGGAGAGUUCUCCGACCUCUCGGCCGUCGACAAGUUUGAGCUGACAAAGGAGGAGUACGAGGCUCGUCCUGACACCGUCCUGGCACACCUCAAGGCGAACAAGAUGGGCCGCUUUGCCGACGUUCCCGAGACCCUCGCGCACGCUCCUCCCCCUCCCUCCUCGGUUCCUUCCGAUGUCGUCGCCGGCGCCCGCUGCGAGGUCGUGUCCGGCGACAGCGACAUUGCCAAGCGCGGCACCGUGCGGUUCGUCGGCGAGGCAGAGAUUGCGCGUGGUGGCGUCUGGGUCGGCGUCGAGCUCGAUGAGCCUCUGGGGAAGGGUGAUGGCAGUGUGGAGGGAAAGCGCUACUUUACCUGCUUGCCAAAGCACGCCGUGUUCGUGCGCGCGGACAAGGUCACUGUUGGAGACUUCCCAGAGGAGGACAUCUUUGCUAGCGACGAGGACGAGAUUUAA